Paramecium pentaurelia is the source of this 573-nucleotide messenger RNA. The record is from the annotation of a GenBank genome assembly. Lineage: Eukaryota; Ciliophora; Oligohymenophorea; Peniculida; Parameciidae.
AUGAAGAGUUCAAUGUAACAAAGCUAUUAAAAUAUUCUAAAAAUAUCAUAGCAUAUCAAAUAAUCAAGAACUACAACUCCUCCAUUAAGUACUAAAAAAAGAGUUAAAUCUGCUACUCUUUUAAAGUAGUAACCUUAUGAAAAACUUGUAAACUCUACUACAAGAGAUGAAGAAACAACUAGAGGCAUAAUUGAUAGUAUAAGAUUUGAUAAUGAUUGCAAAUAAUAGAAUGAAGAUGAUUAAUUCAAAAAAAUAGAAAAUUACAAAUAUUAACAUGAAAAAGAUCAAUGUUACAUUACACAUCUCUAAUAAUAGGUUACAGAUUUAGAAUAAUAAUUGUUAUAAAUUGAAACUAAAUAACAAUAAAUUAUGUAACCAAUUAAAAAUCAUGCCAAAAUGUUAAUGGAUAGAAUUUCUUUCCUAGAAAUUACUAAAUCCUAAUAUUCUUUAGAAGAAUAGAAAUUAUCUAAAUGUUUACAAAAAGUUCUUGAUCAUAAUCAUUAAAUAUAAUUAGCUUAUGAAAAGAAAUGUCAGGAAAUUCAAAAACUUAAAUCACUGAAAUAAAUUCCCUGA